This is a messenger RNA of Arachis ipaensis, 597 nucleotides long. NCBI's taxonomy places the organism in Eukaryota, Viridiplantae, Streptophyta, Magnoliopsida, Fabales, Fabaceae. The record is from RefSeq and is a predicted model, not a curated record.
AUGACUUGUCAUCAGACUUUUGAGAGCUGGAGGUACAUUAAGUACCAAAGGGGUUUGAAGGACAACAUUAUGACUGAUGUGGCUCCUAUGGAGAUCCGUGUCUUCUCCAACUUGGUGAAUAAGGCUAGAGUAGUGGAGGAGUAUGCCAAGACCGUGGCGGCAUCUAAGGACACUCAUGGAGGGAGCUCUAGUCGUGGGCGUGGCAAGUACCUUCAUCCGAGAGGACAAAGCUUCAAGAGAGGAGAAUAUGCACCUCAAAGUCAAGGAGGCUUCAAAAAGAACACACAUGACCAUAUUCAGCAUGGCAAAGGGAGAGAAAAUCAGAGUAAGGGUUCUUCGGAUUUAGCCUGUGAUCGUUGUAGACGUUUUCAUCCAUAUGACUCUUGUAAGAUUGGUAUAGGUGGAUGCUUCAACUGUCGCUUGCCUGGUCAUUUUACGAGGGAUUGCACUCAUGGGAGGAAUCAGAAUGCGGGCCAGAGUCAGCAUCAAGGUCGGGUCUUUGCUGUGAAUGCCAAGGAUUCUUCUAAGGUGGAUCCAUUGAUGAGAGGUAUAUGUCUAAUUGGUGAUAAAUCCUUAGUUGCAUUAUAUGAUACUUGA